UGUUUAUCCUCGCCUGCACAAUGUCAGCGUCUACGAAAACAACCCAAGACUGGACAAACCGCUGCCAAACGGUACGAGCUCUCGUCCCUGAUGCAAUCAGCAAAGAUGCCUGGGUAUGGGAUCACAGUAAGUAUCAUCGCCAUCUCUCUCUAUCAUAUCAACAUCACCACCAGGCCGCAACCCUAGCAAACUUCCCCGACACCGAGCUUCUCGCCUCAUUCUACACCCACCAUACAAACGAAUAUCCAGAGUUCCAAUCAGAAGAGCAAAAAGUCUCGCAUCUCAGUUUGUUUCCGAGAUAUUCUUCUCAAACUGAUUACCCUCGUUGGUGCGCCGCGGGUACUCUGCGUAUUGGGUCCAUUAGCCAAGGCAGAGGGGGACGUCGAGGGUAAAUCAAAUGCGAGCGUACUAAAUGAAAAAUGGAACCCCCAAACCCUAAACCCGCAAGCCCUCUACACCCGCGGCACCAAAACAAUAACCUCAAUCUACGGCCCCUCCCUCCUCCCCCAAAUCUUCUCAACCUGGGGCUCCCACAAAGAAGACAUCUGCGUCAACGAGAUCCUAACAAUCUACGGCUUCUACAUCUCCGACUACGAAGUCCAGACAUCCCUCGAGACCGAAGCGGUGGUUAUACGCUACGAUCUCGUGUCGCAACCCAACCCCGGAUGCAGGCGGGUGAGUGCAAUUUCGCCGCCUUGGCGCGCUCAUUGUAGGGUGUAAUUAUAUUUUGGUGAUUGCCAGUUAGGGAUGGCGAUGCAUAGAGAAGCAUUGGUU
Molecule: messenger RNA, 774 nt
Organism: Aspergillus glaucus CBS 516.65
Lineage: Eukaryota; Fungi; Ascomycota; Eurotiomycetes; Eurotiales; Aspergillaceae
Exons: 2
Coding region: 21-392 (123 amino acids)
Source: RefSeq, a predicted model, not a curated record